UGCAGAAAAACUCGAACCGGCUCCUGCAACCCCGUUCUGUUCCUCGCUGUGUUAGUAUUAAAUCCCAUCCUCAAAAAAUGUCGCCCCUGCUUUUAUUAAUGCUUCUUUCGAGCCUGUUGUGCCGUCAGGGUUUACGUGUCCUGGGUCAAAGGUCGGUCAGGAGCAUGUCGUCCGUCGCUGACAAAUUCAGUCUGCCCGAUCGGUACCGCGGCUCGGAGAAGAGCGUCUGGGUCGAAUACAUCCAGCUGGCCAUCGAGCACCAGCCCCUCAACCUUGGUCAAGGUUUCCCCGACUACCCACCUCCCUCGUACGUCACUGACGCUUUGGCCGACGCCACCAACGGCAGCAACACCCUCCUCAAUCAGUACACCAGAGGAUUUGGUCACCCAAGACUUGUCCAGGCACUUUCUAAAUUAUAUUCCAAGGAAAUUGAUAGAAAUAUUGAUCCACUCAAAGAAGUACUCGUUACUGAUGGAGCCUACGAAGCCCUCUUUUGUGCCAUACAGGGUAACACCAACCCUGGCGAUGAGGUCAUCAUUAUUGAACCGUUUUUUGACUGUUAUGUGCCAAUGGUGAAGUCCGCUGGGGGAAUCCCAAAAUUUAUUCCUCUCCGCCUUAGGGAAGGUGCUGGGACCUCUGGUGCAAUCAGUUCUGCCGACUGGAUUUUGGACCCGCGAGAGCUGGAAAGCAUGUUCACCGAAAAGACGAAGUCCAUCAUCAUCAACACUCCGCACAACCCCAUCGGAAAAGUCUUCUCUCGGUCUGAAUUGGAGAUAAUUGCUAAUUUGUGCAAGAAAAACAAUGUCCUCGUUAUCUCCGACGAAGUUUAUGAAUGGAUGGUCUACAAGCCUAAUGAGCAUGUCCGAAUUGCAUCUUUGCCUGACAUGUGGGAGAGAACCAUUACCAUCGGGUCAGCUGGAAAGACUUUCAGCGUCACAGGUUGGAAACUCGGAUGGGCGUACGGCCCUGAUUACCUGAUGAAAAAUCUUCAAACCGUCCACCAAAACACAGUCUACACCUGCCCCACCCCAAUUCAAGAGGCUGUUGCAAGGGGUCUCGAACUGGAGUUGAACAGAAGAAGCUCCCCCGACUGUUAUCUAACUUCCCUGGCCGAGGAAUUGCGUCCCAAGCGUGAUUUCAUGGCAAAGUUCCUCUCCGACGUUGGCAUGAAACCAACUGUGCCCGAAGGCGGCUACUUUAUGAUUGCCGACUGGUCUGCCCUUACUAACAAGGUUAAGCUAGAGGAAGAAAAGGAUCCUGAGCUUGACUACAAGUUCACCAAGUGGAUGACCAAGAACGUAAAACUGCAGGGCAUUCCACCCUCUGCCUUUUAUGGUCCUGACCAUAAAGAUCUGGCUCAACAUCUUGUGCGAUACUGUUUCUUUAAGAAAGAUGAAAAUCUUCAAAAGGCCGCUGAAAUUUUGCGCAACUGGACCGCACCUACGAGCAACCUCUAAAGUCAUAAAGUCUUCCCAGCAGGCACCAGCAGGUAUGACAUUUGACGAAGCAUUUUAUUUUUGUUAUCAAGCCUAAUCUGGAUAUAUUUUAUUGUAACUCAUUAAAAACAAAACAAAUUCGCAAUAAUUCGAAAAA
Messenger RNA from Neocloeon triangulifer, 1593 nucleotides. It is a transcript of the gene Kyat, whose product is annotated as kynurenine aminotransferase. NCBI's taxonomy places the organism in Eukaryota, Metazoa, Arthropoda, Insecta, Ephemeroptera, Baetidae. The record is from RefSeq and is a predicted model, not a curated record. Gene Ontology annotation, molecular function: pyridoxal phosphate binding; L-kynurenine:2-oxoglutarate transaminase activity. The transcript is spliced from 10 exons. Gene Ontology annotation, cellular component: mitochondrion; cytoplasm. Bases 78 to 1457 code for a protein of 459 amino acids. Gene Ontology annotation, biological process: biosynthetic process.